AUGGGUGUUGAUCCGGCCGAAAUCUCUCGAGCCCAGAUGGACGAUGGUGUGAGAUACAGCCAAGACCGGGUGAAGCACAACGGCGCUAGAAGCCGCGAUGCUCUGGGGCCGUGGCAUCGAGAUUGGAACAAACAAGUCAACAAAGGGACCAAAAAGGCUUUCAGCAUAUUGCUCUACACAAUCCAUGCGAGAGGCGCCCUCAGCCGCGUCAAGCUGGGCCGGCCAUUGAUCAGGGCUCUCGACUGCGUGACGGGCCACAAGGGCCAGGCCAGGCCAGGCCAGACCAGGGUGCGGCUCACCGAGAUGCCUCAUUUACCGCCCUGCAUAUGGACCACUGGGCGACAGCGUGCCAGAGGAUGCAGCGCUGACGUGCGCUGGCGAUGA
Messenger RNA from Trichoderma gamsii, 384 nucleotides. RefSeq lists its product as hypothetical. The record is from RefSeq and is a predicted model, not a curated record. NCBI's taxonomy places the organism in Eukaryota, Fungi, Ascomycota, Sordariomycetes, Hypocreales, Hypocreaceae. The transcript has a single exon. Bases 1 to 384 code for a protein of 127 amino acids.